GGAAAGAACUAAUCGAGCAAAGAAGGCAAGAUAAGGACGUGUGGUUUAGGCUAUAUAUAUAUAUAGGCAUGGACGUAUGAGCCCAAGCAUUCUGCGUUCGAUAUUUCGUUCAACCAUUUGAAUUCGGUAUGUUUUCUUCCACCUCGACUUCGACUCUCGUUCGUGCUGAUUCUGGCGUGGAUUUCAGCGACGACCGUAUCCAUGGUAAGAGCCACUCAACCAGUGGUCAAGGCUUCGGUACACCUUCUACCAGCUCAAACGAGCUGACACCGGAAGCGACCCCUUCUACGACUACCGUGGACGAAGACGUCCCAAGCGGACCCCCGACCUGGAAACAGCGCUUGUGGCCCCCGAGGGGUCGUUGGGCAAAAUGGCUAACGUGGUUUCUCGUAAUGUGCGGAUUCUACGGCGCAGUGUGGGCGCUGAUUCCAGAGAGAAUGACUCCAUUUAAACUAGACGUCCAUACCGGCCAAACGUUCGGACUUGUUCUUACCAUAAUGCUUUGCUUUACGGCCGAAAUACUCUUCGUGAAAAUCCCAACUCCGAAAGGGUUACCGCCCCUGCCACCCCUGCUCGCUUCGCUGCUAAUGGGUUUGGCUCUGAAGAAUCUCCCAGCACCUUUGAACAUAGCCCACCAUAUAAAUGUUGAUGUCAGUCGAUCUCUUCGAGAACUAUCAUUGACUGUAAUUCUAACAAGAGCAGGCUUGGAAAUCGACCCUGAAGCAAUGGCUAAGGUGAAAUGGGCAGUCAUUAGAUUGGCGUUCAUGCCUUGCAUCGCGGAGACCGUUACCAUUGGUAUUACAGCUUAUCUCAUCCUAGGAUUUCCGUUCAUUUGGAGUUUCAUGAUGGGAUUCAUGAUUGCAGCCGUUUCACCUGCUGUUGUGAUUCCUUCCCUUAUUAUUCUCCAAGGGAAGGGACUUGGAGUGGCGAAAGGCGUCCCCUCUUUGGUGAUGGCCGCCUCGGGGAUUGACGACGUUCUUGCAAUCGCUGGUUUUACCGUUCUGCUGGGAAUCGCUAUACCAGGGGGCCUGGAAGAAGAAAUUGUCGAGUACAUGUCACAAACAUUUUUCGGUGGUGGUACAGAUACUUAUGACGGUAUGACAACGGCUUCGUAUGAAGCUACUACUUUCUUCAAUGUGACUAACACUACAUCAAUACACGGAGGAGGCAGUACCUCAAACAUAGGUAAAGAAAUUGGCGGAGCAAUUAUUGAAGUGAUCAUUGGUAUCAUAUCCGGACUCGUUCUCGGGAUGUUGAUAUCGUACAUUCCAUCGAGGAAGAUGAGAUACAGGCAUUUUUGUCGAGGAUUUCUUCUUUUGAGUAUUGGAAUUAUUUUUGUUUUCGGAACCGAGAUUUGGGGAAUACCCGGUGCUGGGGCACUCUGCGCCCUCGUGAUGUCGUUCACUGCGUCACUGCACUGGAAAGAAGAAACGCACCCACUGGAAAAGAGCUGGCAUUUUAUGUGGACAAUAUUUCAACCAAUUCUUUUCGGACUGACUGGAACUUUAGUGGAAGUUGAAAUGAUGGAUCCUGUCACAUGUGGCCUCGGACUUGCAGUACUCGCGUGCGCCAUGUGUGGCCGAUUAUUGAUGUCCACAUCGGUCACUUUCGGGUUGAAUCUAAAACUGAAGGAAAGGUUAUUUGUUUCUGUGGCGUGGAUACCGAAAGGCACCGUACAGGCUGCGCUUGGAUCUACCGCAUACGACCAAGCCAUGAGACUGAAUAAAUCUGAACAAGAGAUAUACUGGGGCCAGCAGAUUUUGGUUAUCGCCGUCUUAGCUACGCUUAUCACUGCUCCGAUCGGUGCUUUCGGCAUUGCAAUUGCUGGUCCAAAACUUCUUUCUGUUGGGGAUGGGGAAGAGCCGAAUCCUAACGAUAACGAAGCUUACGAGGGCGAUAAUGAAAACAGUAGUAACGAUGGCGGAGGUAAAGACUUUAAACAAAAGGGGCAUGACCCAGCACACGAUGUUCACGACGAUGGGUACAUUACAACAGACACUGAAAGCGUGCAGAAUGAUCACGAUCAUCACUACAUACAGCAUGGCCACAAGCAUCACAAUAACAGUCAUCAUCACGGACAUCACAAAAACCAUCCUCCCAUGAGCCGAAAUCACAGCGGACUUGAGUUCCAUGUUGCAGAGCAUGAUCUUGAUAAUAUAAAAGAGGAAGACGACGAAGCAAUCUCGAAAGAAGAAGCGGAAAAAGAAGAAACGACUCGUAUAUGAAAAAGCACCGUGCGAAGCAGCGACAAAGACUGCUUCUACAUUUCUACAUUAGAAAGCGAAAUCAAACAGCAUCGAAAUCGCGUUUUGCAUGGACACGAAUAAUUCUUCAUGAAUAUGAAAUCUGAAGUCACUCCUAUACAUCACGAUCUAAAAUACAUAUGUACGUGUAUUUGCGUGUAUGCACUGCUUCACUGCACUGUAUUCGGUUUUAACGGUGAACUGCAUACACUAACUUCCUCCUUAGUAAUUUAAUUCAUUUAUAACAUGAUCAUAGAAAUUGGUAUAACCUGCUUAUUUUAUUUCUGUCGUAAAGUUCACGUCGUUUUUUAGGGUAAUAUACAUGCUUUUUCGCUUGGAAGUCGCACUGUUCUAUUCAGCACUAAAAUUAUUACUCCUUUUAGUUGUAAAAAUAAGGAUUUAUAAUAUAGUACUGUGGAGUAAGAUGGAUACCGUUGGCACAUUACUGCUCAUAUUUCCUAACCGAGUUUUAAUGAUUAACAACGCUGUUUUUAGAGGUAUAGGAUACGGUUACUGUAAAUAUGAUUUGUUUACGGUAAAUUGGGACAAUAAAAGAUAAUAAUAAAAACAUGUACCAUUUUACCCCUGCAUGUGAAUGCAGCAUUUAGCCGUAAAAUCUGUUUAGCAGUUUUCAUUUUAUUUUAAUAACCUGCCGUUGUGUACACAUAGGCAGAAUUUGAUCAAUGGCCUGUAUACUUGACUUGUUGCAUAUAGGAUAACUUGAUAUGGUUUAUUUAGCUCGAUUACGUGUGGACAUAUUUGCCCUAUAUAUGUAUAUAUUUGCACUGUUAUGUACAUUCUAGGAAACGCGGUAAUUUUCAAAGUCAUAGCCAACUAAUUUGUUUGCCUAACCCAAAGAUUUCACAAUAUAGCAAUGCUAUAUAGCAAAGCAAUUAAAUGUCUUAACCAAAGCUGGCCGACGCUAAACAAACACCCUGAACUAAUUUUACCCCUGGCCAUGCUCGUAGCAGGCGUUGGCGCAUGUAUAGCCUAUUGGGACAUAUAGACCUCUAUGGCUAAGCUCUUUAUAGUACAGUUGCGUGUUCUUUGGUUCAUCAGCUGUUUUAAUUGCUUCUUAAUUGUACCACCUCUUCUGCAUUGCGCAAUCAUUUAACGAAAGCCCGCUUUGCUGUUGGUAAAAUUUAAAGGCUCGUUUUAAUUGCUUUUGGUAACUUUUAAAAGCGCCUUUUGCUGCUGGUAGAUUUCUGAACGAUUAUUUUAACUUGUGUUGAAGAGAAUUUAAUUCUAUUUGCAUUUGUAUAGGCGACUGGGUUGCUCUCGGCUGUCUCACUGCGGUAUAAAUUUCUCUCGGCUGUCUCACAUUCAAAACUAAAAACGCAAUCAGUCUUUUUUCGGGUAUAAUUGGAUAGUAACUAUGAACUUGCAUAUGUACCAGGGCGGGUAAGAUGGGACAUAUUUUCAUUUCAUUUUAUUGUCUCAUUUGGUGGUAAAAAUGAGUAUUUAAAGGUGCUAAAUGUAUCCCAUCUUUUCCACAGCACGAAACAUUUAGUGUUUUUUUACAUUUAGCAAAGUUUUUGUUUCCUAACUAGUUUAAGAAGCUCUUAGUCUAAUUUAAAACUUGAAUUUAAUCUGGUUCAUAAAAUUACACGGCACUUCCAGACAA
This is a messenger RNA of Ciona intestinalis (vase tunicate), 3867 nucleotides long. NCBI's taxonomy places the organism in Eukaryota, Metazoa, Chordata, Ascidiacea, Phlebobranchia, Cionidae. The record is from RefSeq and is a predicted model, not a curated record.